GGUGGUGGGGUUCAGUCGGUGGAUCGAUCGACGUCCCGUCGAACCUCGCGGCUCGGAACGUCGCUGCGCCUCUGGGCGGGGCGAGAGGGCGCCUCAGUCGUGCACUGGAGCCCACCAGAGACGUGUCCAGCUCCUCGAACGUUUCGAGUUGCUUGUACGCUCGGAUAUCUCUCUUUCCUCUCGAGAGCGACCUUUUCGUAAACGGGGUCCGCUCCGGUGCUGUUCGCACGGUUGUUGCUCGCGGAACAGAACCACCUCCCCGGUUAUCGUCAGAAAAAGAGAGAAAGAGGGAAAGAGAGAGAGAGAGAGAGAGAGUGAGAGUGACAAAGUAUUUUUAAACGCGAAGACAGUGCUACAAUUUUCCCCUCCACCGAUUUCGAGAUCGUCGAUUCUCCUACCCGUAGCUUAGAUUUCGAUACAGCCCUCCAGUCGGCUCGGUUCGGUUCGGUUCGGUUCGACACCCGGCGAUCAACCAGUGACCCGACAUACGCGGCGCGGUUACCCUCGGGAAACGUAUCUCGGUUUCGCGAAAUUUGUCACGCACGGUUCGCGUUCGAUUCGAUCUCGUUUCGUUUCUGUUCUCGUAUCGGCCGUACGCCGGUCGUAUCGAUUCGAGAGGUGAUACGAGCGUACCCAUAGUUUAAUACACGCGCGUACGAGUGAGACAAGUGAGACAUAACUACGUUGGAGAGGUGCACGGAGAAAGGGUUUCGGAAGCAUCCACGGGGGAGAGGCGUCUAUGUGCGCGCCCGGAGACACGGAGAGCUACCCUGGCACCUAGCGGACGACGCGGGGUGGCUUCACCAAGCUAGUGCUCGGGAGAGGUACAACUCGUCCCAGGGUGGCGGUGUCUCCGUCGGUAGAAAUCGAAAAGUGGCAAGCGUGGUGGAGCAGCUAGUGAGGGAACGCCGGUAAGGAGUCGCUCGAGGCGGUGUUCGUCGGGGUGAGAAACGAAGACGAAGACGACGACGCCGAGGAAGAGGAGUCCGAGGGUGGCGGCGGAGGAGACGAAGCGGAGGCGGCGGCGGAGGAGGGUGGCGACGGCGGUGAAGAAAAUCUCGUGGCGACUCUUGCGACGCGAGUCGCGAGCCGAGGUCGGAACGAGGCUAGAGUAACGGUUACGGAGGAAGGGUGGAAUUUAGUGGUUGGUGGUGGCGUUUGUGAAGGCAACCUGUGGCAAGAUGGGCUGUGCCAUGUCGGCGGAAGAGCGGGCCGCCUUGGCCCGUAGCAAGCAAAUCGAGAAGAACUUAAAGGAGGACGGCAUUCAGGCUUCCAAGGACAUCAAACUGUUGCUGCUUGGUGCUGGGGAGUCUGGAAAAAGUACCAUCGUAAAACAAAUGAAAAUUAUCCAUGAAAGCGGAUUUACGCCUGAGGAUUUCAAGCAGUACAGACCUGUAGUGUACAGCAACACGAUACAAUCUCUAGUCGCUAUUCUCAAAGCGAUGCCAACUUUGGGCAUCAGUUUCACGACCAAUGAACGGGAGACGGACGCGAAAAUGGUGUUUGACGUCAUCCAAAGAAUGGAGGACACGGAGCCGUUCAGCGAGGAGCUUCUCGCGGCGAUGAAGAGGCUCUGGGCGGACAACGGGGUUCAGGAAUGCUUCGGCAGGAGCAACGAGUAUCAACUCAACGACUCUGCGAAAUAUUUCCUGGAUGACCUAAAUCGAUUAGGAGCAAGGGAUUAUCAGCCUACGGAGCAAGAUAUUUUAAGGACUCGUGUUAAAACCACGGGUAUAGUCGAAGUCCACUUUGCCUUCAAGAAUCUUAAUUUCAAAUUAUUCGACGUGGGCGGCCAAAGAAGUGAACGUAAGAAAUGGAUACACUGCUUCGAAGACGUCACUGCGAUCAUAUUUUGCGUUGCGAUGUCCGAAUAUGAUCAAGUCCUGCACGAAGACGAAACGACGAAUCGAAUGCAGGAGAGCUUGAAGCUGUUCGACUCAAUUUGCAAUAACAAAUGGUUCACCGAUACCUCAAUUAUCCUAUUCUUGAACAAGAAGGAUCUCUUCGAAGAGAAAAUUCGCAAGUCACCGCUCACCAUUUGCUUCGUUGAGUAUGCCGGGGCGCAAGAGUACGGAGAGGCCGCCGCGUACAUCCAGGCGCAAUUCGAGGCGAAGAACAAGUCAACAACUAAGGAGAUCUACUGCCACAUGACUUGCGCCACUGAUACAAACAACAUUCAGUUCGUGUUCGACGCAGUCACAGAUGUCAUUAUCGCCAAUAAUCUCCGUGGCUGCGGUCUCUAUUAGGAUAAAUAUUCCCGUCGUGGAACCGAUCGACCGACAUACACUCACAAUCACACACAUAAACACAGACAUGUAUUGCGAGAACGAGGGAGCGUGUGAGAAUGAGAGAGUGAGAGACUGACAGCUGGUGAGAAAGAGAGCGAGUGAUAGAGGGGGAGAGAAAAAGGAGAGAUACCUAAGUAAGUACCACCGCUACUACUACCGGCCACCUGCGGAUACCUUCUCGAUUUUCAUUUUUAACAAGAACCCUUUCGUGCUAUCCCUUUCGAUUUUCUCUUCUCAUGCGGUAAACUACUGCAAAGAAUUUACGAGGUGCUUCAUCGGCGGCAAACUUAACCAAGUCUGGAAAUGGAUUCGGUAUUUAAAAGCAGCGCUGUAAACGCAUCGGCGCGGUACUGCCUCUUUUAUUGAAAACAAAUCCGUCAUCGGCAGAUUUCACGAACGGAGGUGAGAGCGAGAAGUUUUUCUCGGAACUGGCGUCAGCUUAAAUGGACCAAAGAGGAGAGUGUGUGGGGUACAACCUCAUUAAUCUCUAACCUAAUCGGUUACCUGAGAUAUUAACCCUUUUAGUGACAACCCAAGAAAAUUUAGUUUUAGAUGGUAAUUACGAGAUUUUAAUAGAAACAUGUUAUGAGGUAAAGAUAAAAUGGAUGCACAACUGAUAUAUUUAACUGAGAAAUAUGAACAGAGUUGAGGGUAGCUUCAUUUCAGCUAUUCGUAAUGAAGAUUUGAUUGAAAAGAGGUUUUACAGCAUUAUAUCUUGUUUUCAAGCUGUAGCUACUUUUGUGUUUCGAUAUCCCUUUAAAAAUGCUUAGCAUGUGCAACUGUUAACUAUGAAUUAUCAUGAACUGGGGUUUAAGAACUGUUAAAUUAUGUAAGGUCAUUUUGUCGGGUAAAUUAACAUCGAGUCAAAUUGGAUCUGUUUGUCUUUGCAUCAAAUGCUGCCAAUCCCUCUUUAGGAAUUUCCAUAAAAUCUAGACAGAAUUGAUGUUUCUCAUCUAGAAUUAUGUGAUCCAAUUAGGGCCACAGUGUGAAUAUGAGACAUCCUUGCAUAAACAAGUUAUGCAGACUUUUAUUAUCACAAAAUUCUUACUUAAUUUUUAAAGUAAAUAAUUUGCCAAUAAUGGAUAAAUUGGAUAAAUUUAGCAUAGAUAAAUUUACCACCUUGUGAAUGAACCACAUUUGCAGACGAGCCAACCCUGAUCUUAAUUGUAUGGUCUAAUGAUCCAUAUUGAUUGAUGUCAAUUAAGAUCAAAAACAGAACAUCGAGUACAAUACUCAUCCUUCGCAUUGAUGCAAGAUUAUAGGUGGCUAAUUGAUCUUUAAUUGUAGACAUUAAAAAAUGCAACUGGAAACAUCUGAUCGAUUCUGAGUUUCAAUCAUCAAAACAAUUGAAGGGCUGUCAGCCUUAUUUUGGAGUUAUCACAGUUUCUGACAAGUUGGAGAGUACUUCAUUGAUCUCCAACUGUGUACUUUAAAUUAAAUUACGUAAAUCAAACAAACUUGAGUGUAGUUGUAAUCAAUUCAAUGUAACCAGUUAUGAUAGGCUCGUUGUGUCGGAAGUAUAGGUGGACAUAGAUGUUUUCAACUCAAAAAUAAGAUUUAAGUACAUUGUACUUGUGUUUUUAAGUGCCGAAUGCAUUUCUAAAAUACAUGUACCAAUGAAGAGACACUUAAUAACUGCGUUAUGAUCGAAAACUUUCGACAUAAACUGCAGGGGAUCAAACUUGUUACUUUCGUUUCUGAUUAGCUUGCAUGACUCAAACGAGUAGAUUAUCUGUGAACUGUAAGAGUGAAGAAGCCGUUCACUAUCAUGAUUAGGAGGAAUUGAUUUUUUGGUUGAUUGUGAAAAUUCAGUACCAAAGAAACUAAUGUAAGAUCGAUAGUUUUCGAUAUGAAGAGUUAGGUAUAAUCGGAGACUUUGAUGUAGUUAAUUGCUCGUUCGAAGCUGAUCAAAUAUUUUAAUUGGAUGCGUGACCUUCCUCGUAUUCAUAAUCAUUCGAGACUCGACAAACCAAAAAUGUAUGGUCUGUUUUAAAACUUUUUCGACUGAACGAAGAAUGAGAAGAUCACGCGCAAAGAUAACAGUUUGAUCCUGCAUGGCUUGGCAUUCAAGAGAAAAAUCGAAAGGAGAUCCACCGAUGAUUAAUCCAGAUUUUUUAUGGAUUUCGCGACGUAUGGCACAAAGACCAAUCACGAAGCACACUCGGAUCUCGAGAUCCAUUAUCCUUAUUUUAUUGUAAAUUAGCAAGCGAGUCACCGACAUCUGUAAUACGUAACUCGACCUAGGUAGAAGAUUGUGAAACUUCAAAAAGUAUCCUCGGUAUGCUUCAAUGUUUAUAAAAGUUUCAGGAAUAAAACUAACAUUAUUAGCAUACUUGGGUACAAGGAAAAUAUGGUAUUAGAAAAAAUUGUUUCUUAUUUAUUCUACAACGUUACGAGUACAAGUUUUAUCAAUUUUCUACCUGGAAGAGUCUGAACGGUUUGUAAUGUAAAAUACGGUUUUCCUUUUCCUUAUGUACCGUACAACUAUCAUUCAACGUUUUAGCUUUAAUUCGAAGAGUAUGCUUACGUUUAUUGUCGAUCGCACAAGCCGCGCACAAUAAAUCGACGAGCAAUUAUACAUGCUUUGCAAUUUUUUAAACGUCGAUCAAGCUUGUAAGACGUCUUAACAGUGACGCAGUAAUGUUAAGUUCUUGAUUGGUUAUUUUGGAUCGGAAGACUGAAUCAGAAAGAUAAAAGAUCGAAUGAUCAACGAUCAAAACACUAUGAACUACAAGAAUGCUCAACGAUUUGCCAAUGUACACGUUUCAAGAUUUUGUUGGUCGAUGCAGCGAGUAGCUGAAAACGUGAAACAAUUUAAAAAAUUGAAACAUAUAGACGCAUGGAAAUAUCGAAAUUAGUAACACGAGAGAAAAAGUUGAUAAUUCUGAAAGUUUUUCAGUUUUCCGAUACUUUUUAUGAAUUUGAAGUUUCAGAUUAAGGUUUUCGAGGUUCUCUAGGCAAUUCGGAUGAUCUUAAUAAUUCAAGUAAUUCCGAAUGGAGAAAUUCGAAGGAUACAAGAGUCGAAAAAUUGGAAAUAGAAAUUGUUUCACGUUCUUCGAAAGAUUUAUCUUUAUUUGGCAUUUUGGUACUUUGGAAACUGAUUUUAAAGUCAUCUUGUUUCAUCGGUACGCACAUUUACACAAAUUCACGCACAUUUCUGCACAGUUACAUACUCGAACGCACAUAAAUAUUUUCAAAAAAAUACAAUGUCUUUGUAUCGUUAAUCUCUUGCGCUGAAAAGUAGUCAACACAUUUUUCAAAAACUAUUCCACCCACAAAAAUGAAUAAAGAAGUCCUCAAAGAAGGCACAAAGUACAUGCUAAAAACGACAAAUAAAAAGAAACUAUCUGAGAAUGUAAGCAAUUUUAUAUCAUUGGAGCUAUAUCAUUAGCAAAAAUAUAUCGCGAAACAGUUGCCAGCGCAAGAGGUUAAAAAGAAAAAAAACCAAUUCCAUCAAGUGAACUAGGAAACAGUUGCGGAUCCUUGAAUUUCUGAAUUUAGAACAAUUAAGUUUCUCUUUACAAUUUAUUAUAUUUAUGUUCCCAACAAAUCUAAAAUAAUAUCAACGGUUUCUUUGCAAACUAUGUUUGUUUACUUCGAGUUAAAAAAAUAGUAAGUUAUGUUAAUUGCCGAUUCGAGGUUUUUUCUUCGUCAGAUAAAUUUUUAUUGGCUCGAAAAAACCACCAGUCGAACAACCACGAAUGAAACAUUCCACGUACAAAUGCAGUGCUCUUCCGUUCUUUUUUUGUUUUUUUAUGUCUUUCUAUUUAUUUAAUAUUUAAUUAAUGCAAAUUGCAGCUGCAAACAUCAUCCCGAAAAUAUUUUAACAAAUUCUUCGAUCGAGCGACUCGUUUUCUAUUUCGACGUCGCAAAAACUAUAAUAGAAUAUAUUUCGUGAUACUUUUAGUUGAAAGUUUGGCUACAGAACCUAUGACAUUUUUCUUUAAUUUUUUUACGAUGAUGCUGUCUAAAAGUGUUUCAAUGCUUUUUAAGUGAUAAAUCUGCAAAGAAUAUUGGUGUACAAUUCUACAUAAUUUUUUUAAAUAAUUUUCUGAUAUUUAAGCUACUUACAUCAAUUUUAGAAUAAUUGAUUUAGAAGAAAAAAAAAUUGCAGUUGCAACUCCACGCUAUUUAAUUGUAAUUUAAUUGAUAACCGAGAGGAGUGUUUGACCAAAAAGAACCAAAAAACCGAGUAGAACAAUAAUUACGAUGUAACAAAAGAAGUAUUCUCGAAAUUUACGAUAAUCCGAAUUACUCGUAAAGGAAAGGCCAAAAAUAGCUGUUACUUUUCCUUCGACUAUGAGUACCAAAAAAGUACAUUCUUAUUCAUUUUGAUUUCGAAUUUCGUUUCCAUUUUUACGUCGAUUUUGAGAAUUAUUUUUAUAUCGUUAGUUGGAUCUAGGGAUAAAAAAAAUAGUAUUACUGUCACCGCCGUUGCCAUAUUACUAUAAAAUUAAUAUAUAUAUACAUAUAUAUAAAUUUGAGAAGUUAUGGAUUAAUUAAUUAAUUAAUUAAGUAUUCCUAUAUGUAGUAGCUAUAAUUAUGUAUAAAUAAGUACACAUAUAGAAUUUCUAGUCAAGUUAGGAAAACGUACUAGCCUCGUGCAAAUACGAUCGGGGAAGAGAUUGGUUUGACUUUCGGCGAUGAAAAAUCUUUAUUUGAAUAUUAAUUGAAUUCGAUCUGGUCGCUAAUUGAAAUACACCAAAUAAAUCGCACUUAUAUAGUCGAUAGUAUAUAAAAAAAAAAAGGAAGAAGAAAAAGAGUUUUCUAUUUAUAGCGUAUUAAUAUUUAGCCGGUAAGCUAAAGUAUUUUGAAUGGUAAUAAGCAAUUGUUUCAUUUAAAGCGUUCAAUCCAAAAAGAACAUUCUAGGAUGAUAGUAUAUUUCAUUAUUAGUCGAUGAUUUUUAUUUAGUGAAAUUGCGAUGUAAAUUCGAAUUCGAACGAAUAGUUGAACAAUUGUGACAGCGUUGAAUGAAAAAAUGUUGAAAUUCUUCGCGAUUUGAAAAGAUCAGGAAGUAACGGUGAAAAGAUUUCAAAUCAACCUAUAGUCCGACCGACGAAUUAAUCGACUUAGAAGAGCCCAUACGCUCCUUGCAUUUCGUUAAUAAUAUUCAUUAUUAGUGUAAUUAUCGUUAUUAUUAUUACUACUUAUUAAUAUUUUAUAUAUUAUCUACAUAUCUAUUUACCUAUUUAUAUAUCAUUGAUUGACGAUAAAAUAAAUUUGAAUUAAGCUAUU
Messenger RNA from Hylaeus anthracinus, 7523 nucleotides. It is a transcript of the gene Galphao, whose product is annotated as guanine nucleotide-binding protein G(o) subunit alpha. NCBI's taxonomy places the organism in Eukaryota, Metazoa, Arthropoda, Insecta, Hymenoptera, Colletidae. The transcript is spliced from 9 exons. Gene Ontology annotation, biological process: adenylate cyclase-modulating G protein-coupled receptor signaling pathway. The record is from RefSeq and is a predicted model, not a curated record. Gene Ontology annotation, cellular component: heterotrimeric G-protein complex. Bases 1182 to 2246 code for a protein of 354 amino acids. Gene Ontology annotation, molecular function: GTP binding; G-protein beta/gamma-subunit complex binding; G protein-coupled receptor binding.